Molecule: messenger RNA, 2902 nt
Organism: Papaver somniferum (opium poppy)
Lineage: Eukaryota; Viridiplantae; Streptophyta; Magnoliopsida; Ranunculales; Papaveraceae
Product: pentatricopeptide repeat-containing protein At5g12100, mitochondrial-like
Exons: 2
Coding region: 1-1767 (588 amino acids)
Molecular function (GO): protein binding
Source: RefSeq, a predicted model, not a curated record
AUGGCGAAGCAAGUUUUUCGUCUUCCUCGCAUACAUUCAGCCAAUGCACUCCAAAAACCUAACAAUCAUUAUCCAGUCCCUCCUCCACCAUGUAGUAGAUUUCUGUCUUCUUCUUCUUCUUCUUCUUCUUCUUUAUCAUCAUCAUCAUCUGAUAAUCAAAAGCGUGGUGAACCAAAAAGAUCUCUUGGAGCUUCAUUACAAAACCUGAUUUUAAACAAAAAUUAUAAAGAAACCCUUGAUUUAUUUUCGAAAAUUCUUGAUUCUGGAACCGUUACUCCUGAUAGAUAUGCUUAUAAUAAAGCAGUUCAAUCAGCUGUAAAGUUAAGGGAUUUACAAAAAGCUAUUGAAUUCAUGGAAAUGACGAGUAAAUGGACACCGGAUUCGUUUACAUAUAACGUUGUUAUUGGUGGUUUGUGUAGAGAGAAAAGAAUGGAAGAUGCUGGUAACAUGUUUGUUAAAAUGCUUAACAAGAGAAUUAAACCGAAUAAGAUUACGUAUAAUACGCUUAUUGAUGGGUACUGUAAGGCGGGGGAUUUAGAUAAAGCUUUUGAGAUUAGGGAGAAAAUGAAAUGUGCAGGGUUUGUUCCUGAUUUACGUACGUUUAAUACUUUGUUAAGUGGGCUUUGUAGAGUGAAUCGGAUUAAAGAAGUUCUUGAAUUGUUAAAUGAAUUGAAAAUGCAUGGAUUUGUUCCUGAUGGAUUUACUAAUAGUUCUCUUAUUGAGGCGUUUUCGAGGCUUGGUGACUCUGAUGGUUUAUUGGCAGUUUCUGAAGCUAUGCUAAGUGAAGGAGUACAGGUUAAUGCGUAUACAUGUUGCCCUUUGCUGAAGGGGAUUUGCAAGGAAGGAAAAAUGAUGGAGGCUGAGGAAAUUUUGAACAAGUUAAUCGGUAAAGGAUUUGUUCCAACAAGGGUUGUUUAUAAUACGAUUGUGGAUGGAUAUUGUCGGGUUGGUGAUAUUAAAAAAGCUCUUUCUACAAUUGCGCACAUGGAAUCGGUCGGAUCGAAUCCAGAUUGCGUUACUUUCAAUUCUGUCCUUAACAGAUUCUGUGAGAUGAAGCAGAUGAAAGAAGCAGAAGAGUUGGUCAAGGAGAUGGAGGGGAGGCGAAUUUUACUAAGUGUCGAGAGUUAUAAUACCUUAAUCGGUGGUUACGGAAGGAAUGAACAAUUUGAGAGGUGUUUUGAGAUUCUUGAGGAAAUGGAAGAGAAAGGGCUCAAACCCAAUGAAGUGAGUUAUGGUUCUCUCAUAAAUUGGUUCUGCAAAAAGGGUAAGCUUAUUGAAGCUGAACUUCUUUUAAGUGAUGUGGCAAGUCGAAGAAUUCCUCGUGUGCAGAUGUAUAACAUGAUUAUUGAUGGUUACUGUAAGGCAAACAAUUUAGUAGAUGCUUUUCGGUUGUUUAACGAGAUGGAGACUGAUGAGGUCUUUCCUACCCUUGUAACAUACAAUUCUUUGAUAAAUGGGCUCUGCAAAGUGGGAAAUGUAUCAGGGGCCGAACAAUUGGUUUACUCAAUUGAAAGUAAAGGUUUUUCACCUGAUGUGAUAACAUACAACUCCUUGUUACAUGGGUAUUGUCAAGUUGGAAAUGCUCAAAAAGGUUUUGAGCUAUAUCAGAAGAUGAAGAACAGGUCUAUAAAACCUACCUUAAUUACUUACCAUACUCUUAUUACCGGGUUCGGCAAGGAAGGCAAUGUCCAAGAAGUAGAGAAGUUGUAUAAGGAAAUGUUAGAGAAGAAUCUGCACAAACCUUCAGUUUACAUACCAUUUGAAUGAGGAUACUGUAUUCUGAGUUGGUGAUGGUAGUCAGGCAGGCAUCUGUGUGGAAUGAUUGUUGGAUUUUUGAUACUAAUCUGGAUAUGAAGGGUCAGUCUUUAAUUCAGGAUGGUCAGUGGUGCAUCCCUGAAGAAAUGCUUGAAUUCAGGAAAGUUGGAAUUUGCUAGCCCUCAAUGGUGGUUGUGACAAAAGAUUUUGGGUUGGGAAUCUUCGAGGAUUUUUAAUUGUAUCAGCUGCAUAUCACAAAGUAAGGGAAAAACUUCCAAACUGUAGUUGGUAUUAGAAAAUUUGGACCAAAUGCAUCCACCCCUCAACUGCUAGCAAUGUGUGGAAGAUAGAGAGGUUUGUGCUUCUGAUGACAAUCUUAAGAAAAGGGGCUUUAAGUUAGUUAGCAUCAAGAUGCUGCUCGUGUAAGAAGGAAUUGGAAUCUAUGAAUCAGCAAGAUGCCAUCUUCUUUGGGAGUGGCUUGGAGGAGGGUUAAAGUGAUUAGAGCGGUGGCAUUGGUAUUAAGUUACCGUCUGGUCUAGCUAAAUUCGGAUUUUUUUGGUGGGGAUUCAGGUGGUGGUGUUAUUGUAGCGGAAUUUGGAGGUCUGGGGAUUGCAACAAAUUAUACCGCAGAGGUGAUUGCAGUGGUUAAGGCUCUCGAAUGGGCUAUUGAAGUUGGUCAAUUCAACAUUUGAAGUCAGUCUGAUUCUAGUGCAGUUCAGAUUGGUUCUUUGCCUAGGAUUGUUCUUCAUAGAUGCGCCUAUGUUAAGAUUUUAGUGGUUAGGUUUUCGCCAUGGAUUCAGAUAAGUCAAGUGGUUAGGAGUAGCUGUUGGCAGUGGUCAAGUGGGUGUCUAGCAUAAUAUAGAUUUUCACCUAUAUUAUUCAGAUUUUCGCUGGGUGUCUAGCAUAAAAAUAGGAGUAGCUCUUGGCAGUGGUCAAGUGGUUAGGCAUUCCUCUCUGUCCAGAUUUUCUUUCAAGGCUUGAAUGGCCAAUUGAGUCUUAUUUUCACUUCGGGUGAUUGUUGUUGAGUGGAAGUCCUUUUGAGUCUGUUUUUGUUCUUGUCCUUGUUACCAUUUGGUUGUCAUUUGGCUUCUCAUGAGCAAAUUUGAUAUUUCUACCUUACCAUACUUGGAUGGCAUUUCUAAAUUUU